CUCUCCGCGCUCGCCCAUCGAUCAGCCCCUCCCUCCGCAGCCUCGGCACAGAUCGCCAAGCUCAGCAAGUCUUGCAGCAAAGGCACUUCGGAGCUGAGUUGGGCCGGGGGCGGAGGGGGGACUCCGCGCCCGUGGGAAACCGCGGCCGCUGGAUCGCCGCCAGCACCGCAUCCCUGCAGCCCGACGCUCCUCCCGUCGGGGACCACGGAUCUUCUCCCGCCGCGUCGGGGUCGCCCUCGAGCCCAGGGAGCACAAGCUACCUGGAUGCUAGUUGGACCUACUCUUGGGAAGGCAAUUCCAGCUGAACCAGGACUUCAUCUACUUCAGCUGCAGAGCUGUUGUCUCAUCUGGUGCCCAGCAAGUGAAGGUGCUCAGUAGACAGCUGUUGAGUGAACGCUAAGGAAUUUUACUUGUGAUCGCAGCUGUCCCCUCUGCCACCAUGAGGAACAUCUUCAAAAGGAACCAGGAGCCCAUCGUAGCUCCUGCCACCACCACUGCCACAAUGCCAGUUGGACCUGCUGACAACUCUACAGAGAGUGGAGGUGCUGGGGAGAGCCAGGAGGACAUGUUUGCCAAGCUGAAGGAGAAAUUAUUCAAUGAGAUCAACAAGAUUCCCUUGCCACCCUGGGCUCUGAUUGCCAUCGCUGUGGUCGCUGGCCUCUUGCUGCUCACCUGCUGCUUCUGCAUCUGCAAGAAGUGCUGCUGCAAGAAGAAGAAGAACAAGAAGGAGAAGGGCAAAGGCAUGAAGAAUGCCAUGAACAUGAAGGACAUGAAGGGCGGUCAGGAUGACGAUGAUGCAGAGACAGGCCUGACUGAGGGAGAAGGAGAAGGGGAGGAGGAGAAAGAGCCAGAGAACCUGGGAAAACUGCAGUUUUCUCUGGACUAUGAUUUCCAGGCCAACCAGCUCACCGUGGGUGUCCUACAGGCUGCUGAACUCCCUGCCCUAGACAUGGGGGGCACUUCAGACCCUUAUGUCAAAGUCUUCCUCCUCCCAGACAAGAAGAAGAAAUAUGAGACCAAGGUGCAUCGGAAAACACUGAAUCCUGCCUUCAAUGAGACCUUCACUUUCAAGGUGCCCUACCAGGAGCUAGGAGGCAAGACCCUGGUGAUGGCCAUCUAUGACUUUGACCGAUUCUCCAAACAUGACAUCAUUGGAGAGGUGAAGGUGCCCAUGAACACUGUGGACCUCGGCCAGCCCAUCGAGGAAUGGAGGGACCUGCAAGGCGGGGAGAAGGAGGAGCCAGAGAAACUGGGUGACAUCUGCACUUCCCUGCGCUACGUGCCCACUGCUGGGAAGCUCACCGUCUGUAUUCUGGAAGCCAAGAACCUCAAGAAGAUGGAUGUGGGAGGCCUGUCAGACCCCUACGUGAAGAUCCACCUGAUGCAGAAUGGCAAGAGGCUCAAGAAGAAGAAGACAACGGUGAAGAAGAAGACACUGAACCCCUAUUUCAAUGAAUCCUUCAGCUUUGAGAUCCCCUUCGAACAGAUUCAGAAAGUCCAGGUUGUGGUCACUGUGCUGGACUAUGACAAACUGGGCAAGAAUGAAGCCAUUGGCAAGAUCUUUGUGGGCAGCAACGCCACGGGCACAGAGCUUCGGCACUGGUCUGACAUGCUGGCCAACCCUCGGAGGCCCAUUGCCCAGUGGCACUCACUUAAGCCGGAGGAGGAAGUGGAUGCACUUCUGGGCAAGAAUAAGUAGACGGCAGCAACUGGGACCACAAGUCCUUCACAGACACUGACAAGAUCCAGAGCUAUCAAUACCUCAGUUAUGCAACCUUAGAGGUGUUUUUGUUUUGUUUCUUCAUUUGUUUGUGGUGUGUCCUUGUUUUUCUUUCAUUUUUCUCUUUUUAAAGGCCAACUUCCCUUUGAUGGCUACAUGAGGAGAGUCCCCUAAGAGGUGAAAGAGAAACCUGGCUCUGUUCAUUGUCCCAGGAGCUAUCCUUGCUGCAUGCCCUAUCACGUUUCUACUCACUCUCUCAAAGCUUCACACGAGCCUCACCCAGAGUAAGGCCCUCUCCUACCAGAAAGUUGAAGAAGUUCCUGGUUUUUGUGGGUUCUGGACCAACAAAAUAGCAGCACAUUCUGUUUCCUAAUGAGAGAGAGAAAGACAGACAGAGAGAGAGAGAGAGAGAGAGAGAGAGAGAGCAAGAGAGAGAGAGAGAGAGAGAGCGAGUGCAUUUGUGGCCUCCCCGUCUGUCUCUGAGUGCAUUCCCAGAAUGAGCUAUGGACAGUGGGACAGUGAAGCUGUGUAAGAAGAGAAAGCUCGUGGACUCCAAGGUGAAGAAAGACGACUGCCUAAGUGGGAGGUCUGUCAGCUUGUGGAGAAGGCCCGAAACCCUGGUGAGAUGCCAGACCUUCUCAUAUUCUUUGUGAGUGGCUCUCUGGGAGGCAGCAAGAUGUGAAUCCAAAUCCAAAAACUAGGAUCUAAAUCCUUGAUGUCAUCAAGACUUCCUCUUGUCAGUUGGUUUCCUCAGAAGUGGGAUUUGCGGGACAUUUGUGGAAAUAAACUAUUCAUUAUAUUGGUCAGCCAUCAGGGACUGUCAGCCCUAGGAUCUCACUUACUGACAGUGAAUAUCAAGAUAUGAAGAAACAGAAGUCCUGUUACUCAGAAAGCCUAAAAUUAAACUCUUGGAUCUUUGCCUUGUCCAGUGGGAACAGAUGCUUUCUUCCUCUCCAGAACACAGACCACGCAAUUCAUUUGCAUUUACUCACCA
Molecule: messenger RNA, 2714 nt
Organism: Nannospalax galili (Upper Galilee mountains blind mole rat)
Lineage: Eukaryota; Metazoa; Chordata; Mammalia; Rodentia; Spalacidae
Gene: Syt2
Product: synaptotagmin 2
Exons: 10
Coding region: 440-1699 (419 amino acids)
Biological process (GO): cellular response to calcium ion; regulation of dopamine secretion; synaptic vesicle endocytosis
Cellular component (GO): dense core granule; axon; synaptic vesicle membrane
Molecular function (GO): phosphatidylserine binding; clathrin binding; calcium ion binding
Source: RefSeq, a predicted model, not a curated record